GGGAAAAACAGGAAGACGAAAGUGAACAAGGAAGGAAGUGAUGGUGGGGAGAGUAGAGUUGUAAAGCUUAAAACUGAACCCAGUCAAAUGAGUCCCAAUUAAAAAAGAUAGAAACACAGAGAGAGAGACAGACUGUGUGUGUGUCUUUGUUUUGUGUCAUUAUAGUUGCUGCCUUAUUUCUCUCUCUCUCUUUAUAUAAUCUAAUCUAUUCUCACUUUUCUUUUCUCUCUCUUUAAUCUUAUGAAUAUUCUUAUUUUUUCUUUGUUUUAUUAAUAAUUUUGCAAAUGUAGAGAAAAUUUAUAUUCCUACAGAAGUUCCACACUCACCAUUAGGUUAUAUAAAGAAAAGGAAAUUAUGAGCAAAGAAAGGCCACCUGAGCCUCUUGAUUUCUUCAUUUGGACUGUUGAGGAUGUUGGUUUGUGGUUGGAAGAGAUAAAUCUGGGUAGUUAUCGCCAAAUUUUCAAAGAAAAUGGUGUUAAUGGAGAGUAUCUGGAGGGAAUGUCCAUGUUCACAACUGAACAAAUUCUACGGUUUAUAAGGCGGUGCCACAUGAAAUGGGGAGACUUCAUCACGCUGUGUAAGGAGCUUAGACGAAUAAAAGUGGCAUGCCUAAAGGGAGAGCAAAAGGUUCGCCGGCCAUGGUGGGCUCCGUCUUGUCUUUCAGCAGUUUUUGUGAAGGUAGCAAAACGCAACAGACAGUCACGAGUUGUAUCCUUGAAGCUGGAACCCUGAAGCAAGAACUUAUGUGUAUGUAUUUGUAAUUUUGUUUUUGUUUAGGGAACAGAAUGGUAGAGAACUUUUACUUUUGUCUUCAAUCUGGAAAGGUGUUGCUGAAAGUUCUUCAAUGGAGAACUUGCUGUCCUAUACGAGCCCUUUUUUUUUUCCUUUGUCCCCUUAAUUUAUAUAAUUCUGAUGAUUUGUAGUUGGAUUUCUGUUUUAAUCUUUGGAGAAGAAUAUAAUGAAUGCCAUAUCAAGAAAAUUAUUGUAAUA
Messenger RNA from Ricinus communis (castor bean), 990 nucleotides. RefSeq lists its product as uncharacterized. Lineage: Eukaryota; Viridiplantae; Streptophyta; Magnoliopsida; Malpighiales; Euphorbiaceae. The record is from RefSeq and is a predicted model, not a curated record. The transcript has 4 exons. Gene Ontology annotation, molecular function: protein binding. Bases 355 to 732 code for a protein of 125 amino acids.